AUGGCCGCGGCCAGUGAGGGAGAUGAGGCGUCGAGCCGCAUCAACGUGGCGGUGCGCUGCCGGCCCCUGUCGGAGACCGAAAGGAGCAACAAUGUACAGAGCAUCUGCAGGGUCAUGGACAGGCGGCUGGUGAUCUUGCUGGACCCAGGAGCAUCAGCUGCCAAUGACUACCUUCGGCAAGACAAGUCGAAGGAGAAGCGUUUUGCAUUCGACCAAGCGUUCGGUUCAGAUGUUGACACAAAAACUCUUUUCAAAGCCACAACGGAGCCUCUGAUCAAGUCGGUUCUGCAAGGCUACAAUGCCACUGUUUUUGCUUACGGUUCCACUGGAGCAGGCAAGACUUUCACCAUGAUAGGUACGACGAUCGAACCGGGCAUCAUGUUUCGAAGCGUUGAAGAGAUUUUUGCUGGUGUGGCUGGAUCUGAUGACCACACCUUCACAGUAACUUGCACUUUUGUCGAAGUCUAUAACGAGAACUUGCGGGACCUGGGAUCCAGCGAUGGCAAGGAGGGCAUUCUGGACCUGCGGGAAGACCCCGUGACUGGCACGUAUGUUGUCGGCAUUACGGAGAUUCGCGCAGAAUCAGUGCAGGAGGUGAUGGACUUGCUUCAGAUGGGCAACCAGCGCCGCACGACAGAGCCAACAUCCAUGAAUGUUACCUCCUCCAGAUCCCAUGCUGUUCUUCAGGUUCGGGUGGAGCGCCGUGGCAAUCCAUCUCUAGGCAUCUUGAUCGGAAAGCUGUCGAUGAUCGACCUCGCCGGAUCAGAGCGCGCCUCGCACACCAACAACAGCGGGCUCCGGUUGUUGGAGGGGGCGAACAUCAACCGCUCUUUGCUGGCGCUUGGGAACUGCAUCAACGCCUUGGCAUCGGGAUCCCAUUUCGUGCCCUACCGGGACUCGAAGUUGACAAGGCUUCUGAAGGAUUCUCUCGGCGGCAACUGCCGCACCGUCAUGGUCGCAAAUAUUUCUCCAAGCCACGUGAGUUAUGAGGACACACUGAACACUUUGAAGUAUGCAAACCGGGCAAAGCACAUCCGGGUACGUGCGAAGCAGAACUUGGUCCGGCCAGACGAGCACGUGAGCCAGUUCGAACAGGCUAUCGCCGAUCUGCGGAAUGAGGUUUCCAUCCUGAAGUCCAAGCUUGCUCAGCGAAGGGAGCUCCCAAGCGACAGCAUUGUGGAAGGUGAUGAGAAUGUCCUGAAGGAGGCCAGCGAGAAUUGGAAGUUGGAAGUCAUUCGGAAUUUGGAGAGCCGGACAUCGUUGCAGCGUUCGCUGAUUGAUGUGGAGCGUGGCCUAGUUCAGUGGAGAGUUGAGCUCGGGCAGGCAAAGGACAUCAUCUUGCAUUGGGAGGGGCGGUCGGGCAGCUCGCCAUCAAAUCGCCGUUCUGAUGCACGGUCCUUGGAGGAGUGGAAAGAGGCCACUGCGCAGAUCGAAGAAAACAUCAAGGAAAAUAUCGAGACCAGAAGGUCAUUGAACGAGCGUCUGCAGCAGAACAAGGUUGCAGGCAAAGAGCUGCAGAAACAGCUUUCCCAGCGCGUCCUCAACGAGGACUUGCGGGCAUUCCUGGAGCUCAUCCAGCGGGUGCAGGUCCUGGAAGUGGAGAGGCUCGAGCUCGACCACUUUUGGGAAAUCCACCGGCAACAGCUGGAGCAAUCAGACCAGGAGAUAGCUAUGCUGCGAGAGCAGCUCCGGCUCAGAAAUGCACACAUCCACGAGCAGCGGCAGCAGCUCUCCAAAGAGAAGCAGGAGAAGAUGCCAGGACACGUUUUCCUGUUGGGAAGCACAUUGGCGGAGUCUUCUCCACAGCGCGGACCGCUGCGAGUGAUGCAGGCGUGGGCUCCAUGGAGAGACGAGGAUGGGCAGGAACAGGAACGGGUAAACAGUGGAAAUCUGUCGGUGUCCGAAGAGGCAACCGAUGAUUUCCCGAUGCAAGAUAAAAUCAAUUGGAGGGCCUUGGAGGUUCCACUGGCAUCGCAGAUCAAAGGCCUGGCACAGCUACAGCAAAAUGCCGGCACGUCCCGACUACUUGCGGCCAAGGCUUGGAAGGAUAAGUCCCUGCGGAGCAUCCCGGAGCGGGCCCGGCGGCCUUUAGCCCUGGCACGCAACGGCGUAGCGCCCCCGCCCCUGGCACCGCCCGCGCCGCCGCGGGAGCUGCGGGAGCCACGGGAGCCGCGGGAGCCACGGGAGCCUCCAGGCAACUCGAGCCCUUCGCAAACGCGCGGAAGCACUUGCCCGCCGCUAAGGAGGAAAUCCUCGCUGGAGGCAAAUGCCUUGGGUGGCCAGCGUCAGCCUUCCGUGGGCGACGUCCGGUCGCCAGGCCCAGCACAUCAGCGACAAAUCCUGCGUGCACAGGGUGUCGCAGCGCCACAGCGGCAGCUGGAUAAGAACUCCGGCAUCUCCGGCGCCUAUCGGGACAAGAGCCGUGGAAGAGCCCGCAGUGAGCACUCCAGGAUGGCCAGAGUCGGCCGUAGCUUUGUUCAUACACCCGGCCGCUGA
Symbiodinium natans is the source of this 2496-nucleotide messenger RNA. NCBI's taxonomy places the organism in Eukaryota, Dinophyceae, Suessiales, Symbiodiniaceae. The record is from the annotation of a GenBank genome assembly.